Raphanus sativus (radish) is the source of this 1886-nucleotide messenger RNA. Its product is annotated as allantoate deiminase. Bases 94 to 1680 code for a protein of 528 amino acids. The record is from RefSeq and is a predicted model, not a curated record. Gene Ontology annotation, molecular function: hydrolase activity, acting on carbon-nitrogen (but not peptide) bonds, in linear amidines. Lineage: Eukaryota; Viridiplantae; Streptophyta; Magnoliopsida; Brassicales; Brassicaceae. The transcript has 12 exons.
AUUGAGAGUCAGUGGUCUGGUUCCGUUCCGUGGCUGUCUUCUUUGUUUUCAUCGUUUUCUUCUCUCGUUAAAGCUCUUUCCAAAGCGGCAGCCAUGGCGGUUCUUCAUCCUUCCUCCUCUAGAUCUUAUCAUAUCCUCUCAAAUGCCUACCACACUAGCUUCCAUCACCAUCACCACCACCAUCAUCAUCAUCAUCACCCUUCGCUUGUGAUCUUCUGGUGCCUCGUGAUUUCUCUGUUAUCUCCUCUCGCUGUCUCCUCUUCAUCCUCCUCGUCUUCUUCCUCCGCGUCGUCCUCCACGUCCUCUUCUUCUUCUCAAAUCUCCCUCGGAAUCGGUGAAACGGAAGGGUCGAAGCAAGAUCUGCAUCAGGCGAUCCUUAGAGACGAAACCGUGGCAAGGUUACACGAGCUUGGACAGGUGAGUGAUGCAGCUGCUCAUUUAGAGAGAACUUUCAUGAGUCCAGCAUCCAUAAGGGCAAUAAAGCUUAUCCGUGGAUGGAUGGAAGAUGCUGGUCUAUCAACAUGGGUUGAUAACAUGGGGAAUGUACAUGGUCGAGUGGAACCAAAUAAUGGAAGCACGCCGGCUCUUCUUAUUGGCUCCCAUAUGGACACUGUUAUUGAUGCUGGUAAAUACGAUGGCUCAUUAGGCAUAAUCUCUGCUAUCUCUGCAUUGAAGGUUCUGAAAGUAAAUGGGAAGUUAGGAGAACUAAAGCGACCCGUUGAGGUGAUUGCGUUUAGUGAUGAGGAAGGUGUGAGAUUUCAAUGUACUUUCCUAGGUAGUGCUGCUCUUGCUGGUAUCAUGCCAGUUUCUCGGUUGGAGAUUACUGAUAAAAGUGGUAUAACUGUGCAAGAUGCUUUAAAACAAAACUCCAUAGACAUAACAGAGGAAAAUCUUAUGCAGCUCAAGUAUGAUCCUGCAACUGUUUGGGGCUAUGUAGAGGUUCACAUUGAGCAAGGGCCUGUGCUUGAAUAUGUUGGUUAUCCUCUAGGAGUAGUAAAAGGAAUUGCAGGACAGACUAGACUCAAGGUUACUGUAAAAGGCUCUCAAGGACAUGCUGGAACUGUUCCAAUGUCACUACGUCAAGACCCUAUGACUGGUGCUGCGGAACUCAUUGUACUAAUGGAGAGUGUUUGUAGAAACCCUAAAGAGUAUUUAACUUGUGAAGGCCAAUGCAACGAGGAGACGAUAGAAUCCCUUGCUAAUUCACUUGUAUGUACUGUUGGAGAAAUCUCUACGUGGCCAAGUGCUAGCAAUGUCAUCCCUGGACAGGUAACUUUCACAGUGGAUUUACGUACGAUAGAUGACGUAGGACGCGAUGCUAUCCUCCAUGACUUAUCGACUAGGAUGUACCAAAUAUGUGACAAAAGAUCGCUUUUGUGCUCCAUUGAACGAAAGCACGAUGCAGACGCAGUAAUAUCAGACCCUCAUUUAAGUUUACAGCUGAAAUCAGCAGCUCAGAGUGCGCUUAAGAAGAUUACAGGAGAGAUACAAGACGAGGUCCCUGUGUUAAUGAGUGGAGCAGGACACGAUGCUAUGGCUAUGUCUUACUUAACUAAGGUUGGGAUGUUAUUUGUCCGGAAUCGUGGAGGAAUAAGUCAUUCUCCGGCAGAACAUGUCUUGGAUGAUGAUGUUGGUGCAGCCGGUUUAGCCAUCUUGGAGUUUUUAGAGUCUCAAAUGUAGUUUGUUUUCAUAAAAAUGAAAAAAAUAUAUAUAAAUGAGACACAAAGUGGAGUCUUGCGUUUUGAGACUCCUUGAAUGUACAGUGUCAUUUGUUGUGCUAUUUGUCUUUGUUCGGGACUAUGCAUUUGUAUAGAAUUAAAUCCGAUUUACUUUCAAUGUAUGAACAUUGUUAGCUAUGGAGAAACUGAAUAAAUAUCUCAAAUCAA